AUGUUUAAGUCCGUGGUAAUCAAUCGUGCUGGCCUGGAGGACGUCGAACGUCUUCAUUACCUGAAGACAUACCUUACAGGUCAAGCAGCUCAAGCAAUCGCCAACACACCCAUGUGCAACGAGAGCUUCUCACUCGCCUGGGGUGCCAUUUGUAAACGGUAUGAUGUACCUCGCUUACUCAUCGGUGCUCAGCUCGACAAGCUGGUCAAUCUUCCAGCACUCACCUCGCGCUUGUCAAAACAACUUUACUCGCUGAUUGAUCAGACCCACGAGGCGAUCAAUGCGCUCUUGGCUCAAAAGGUCAAUCUCCAGGAUGGGGACUGCUACCUGCUCACUCACAUCAUCAUCUCAAAACUCGACCGCUCAACUCGUGAGGCUUGGGAACUAUCAUUGGGAGCCUCUGUUGAAUUCCCAAAACUCAACCGGCUACGUCAAUUCCUGACAGAGCGUGCUCGUGCUCAAGAACGCUACGAGGAAAGUACCUCAAAGGCUGGUGAUCAUCAGAAAUCCAGUCACUCGAACUCGCACUCAAGCUCCAAAGGCCAUAAGACCUCCUAUGCUCAUAUGGCAACAUCCUCGGCUCCAAAAUCGGCUGGAGCAUCAACACCAGCAAGCGCUCAACAAAAAGCGGUGGCUAAAGCACAGUAUCCGUGCGACCUGUGCCAAGGUGAUCACUACCUGGUCAGAUGUGACCAGUUUGGCAAAAUGACUCCACCACAACGAACUCAGCUGGUGAUCCAAGCCAGAUUGUGCCCAAACUGUCUUGGACACCACCGAGUCGAGUCAUGCAACUCACCAUUCCGUUGCAGAGUGUGUCAGGAACAGCACCACUCGAUGAUUCACCCAGGAAUCCCUGCAACGCAAACUCAAGCACUCGACACGCACUCGCACUCGCCUACUACAAGCUCACCGCACUCAAACAACACUCUUGCCCACACUCAAGCUCAAAAUACUCAUGAUCGCAGCACUCGUACUCAUCACUCGCCCACUCAGAACUCAACAACUGGUUGUACUCAAACUCAUCAUUACGCUACGUUACUAGCAACUUGUCAAGUCUACGUAGUGACCAAGUUAAGUACUCACCCAAUACGCAUUCUCUUAGAUACCGGUUCUGAGAUAUCCUUUGUUUCAGAUUCAUUGAUAAGAAUGCUCAAUAUUUCUCGUGCUCGAUCACACCUUAACAUCCUAGGGAUCGGAGCAGCCAAGGCUGGCCAUACCAGAGGGUGUGCAACUCUCACUCUGCGUUCAUACCACUCGGAUCAAUCACUCACGAUAAAGGCUCACAUCCUCAGUGGUUUAACUGCUCAAUUACCAUCUGACCAAGUCCAAAACACCGACUUGGCACAGUACUCGCAUCUCACGCUCGCAGAUCCAGAGUUUGGAACCCCAGGUCCAACGGAUGUCAUCCUUGGAGCUGAUUACUACGACCAGGUCAUCACUGGCGAGAUCAUCAAGUGCAAAUCUCCUGGAUUACUCGCUCAAAACACCAUCUUUGGCUGGAUUAUCAUUGGUCCAGUCCAAGCUCGGCUCAACAAACCACUGAGAAUUCAUCAUGCUGUCUCCAAUCAUCAUGAUCAAGAUCUUCAAGACUUACUAACUCGAUUCUGGCUCCAAGAAGAGGUCAGUCCAACUCAACUACGCUCAUUAACUCCCGAAGAAGAGGCUUGUGAAGCUCACUUCCGGGACACUCACACUCGAGACAGUUCUGGCAGAUACAUCGCCAGACUGCCAUUGAUAUCAGACCCGCACCAGCUGGGGAACUCAUACACAGCAGCUCGUCGCUGCUUACAACACCUCAUGCGACGUCUUGAUAAUGAUGCUCGGCUCAAAACACUCUACAUGAACUGCAUGGCAGAGUAUCUCGAACUCAAGCACAUGGUGCCUGCGGCAUCAUCUACAUCAUCAAUUCAAUACUUCCUACCCCACCAUGGGGUACUGAAGGAGGACAACAACAACUUCAAGAUCCGUGUGGUCUUCAACGGCUCAAAACCAACCAGUUCAGGACUCUCACUCAACGACAUCAUGCAUACCGGGCCAAAAUUACUCGUUAACAUCUUCGACGUACUCAUCAGCUCGCGACAACACCGGUUCAUCUUUAUCACAGAUGUUACCAAAAUGUAUCGACAGAUUUUGGUUCACGAAAAGGACCAAGGUCUGCAACAAAUACUCUGGUUUGAUAAGGAAGGAAACAUCACCCCCUUCAAACUUACUACAGUUACUUAUGGGACGAAAUCAGCUCCAUUUCUUGCUGUUCGAGCCCUGCUCCAAUUGGUCGAAGAUGAAGGACAUAGAUUCCCACUCGCAAUCGAUCCACUCACUAAAGGUCGGUAUGUCGACGACAUUUCCGGAGGCGCAGAUGAUCUCGAGUCAUUGCAAGCAGUUGCGGAUGAUAUCGAGGGUCUGUGCAAGGCGGGCGGAUUUCCACUCGCCAAAUGGGCAAGCAAUCAUCGCAAACUACUUCAGCUCAAUCGUGCGGAAGCGAUUACAAAAUACAAAAUAGAGGAUCCAGGAGUCAGCACCAAAAUUCUUGGGAUGUACUGGUCUUCAAACAAGGAUCAAUUCUCUUUCAAACACUCGCCACCAUGCUCAACUCAACCAUGCACGAAGCGUGCAAUUCUAUCAGAGAUUGCUCAGAUCUUUGAUCCACUGGGAUUCCUAUCACCACUCAUAAUUCAAGCCAAAAUGUUCAUGCAGGAACUUUGGCUUGUCAAACUCGGCUGGGACACUCCAUUGUCUGCAGAAUUACGACAGAAAUGGACUUCAUUCAAAACUCAACUCGAUAUGAUUCAUAUCAUCAAGAUUCCCAGAUGGAUCCACUCGUCCACGAACUCGGCUCUAGAAAUCCAUGGAUUCUCCGAUGCCUCGCAAUUGGCGAUGGCUGCGGCAGUAUUUAUCAAGGUCCUACCGACAACUCGAACUCAAACACUGCCAGACUACACUCAACUACUCGCAUAUGGCCACUGGAAGUUUGUCCCUGGCACUGACAAUCCAGCAGAUUGUGCAACUCGAGGCUUGACAACCAGUCAGCUUAAAACUCAUCAACUAUGGUGGUCUGGCCCAUCAUGGUUGCUCGAAGACUCGCCGUCCUGGCCAACCAGUCCUAUUCAUAAAGAUGCAGAUACUCACCUGGAAGAACGUCCAGUCAAAUCACUCUAUGUUUCGGCUCAACCACUCAACUCGUCUUGGACGCUAAUGGAACGUCCAAUCCCACUAUUGCGUAUGCUCAGAGUUACAGCAAUUUGUGGGAGGGUACGCGAUAUAAUCAAACGCAUACCACACUCGACUCUCGCUCAUCCACUCACAUCAACUGAAAUCAACCUUGCACUCCAGUUCUGCAUCAAGGAAACUCAACGUAUUCAUUUCUAUUCUGAACUCCAAUUACUCGCAAAACAGGCAUCAUGGCCAAAGGAUCACCCAUUUGCUCGGUUGGUGGCUUAUCAAGACACCGAUGGCAUCAUCCGAGUAGGGGGGAGAUUGGAAAAUGCUCCGAACUCAGAUCAACAGAAGCAUCCUGCAAUUCUACCUCGUGAUGCUGCUCUAACUCGACUCGUCAUCUCUGAUGCCCAUCAGCGUACCAUGCAUGGUGGUACUCAACUCACACUCGCUCAUACUCGACUCAGAUACUGGAUCAUUGGUGGACGUCAACCAGUACGUUCACACAUACUCAAAUGUCUCGUCUGUGCUCGUCAUCGAUGUGUUCGCGCUCAGCAAUUAAUGGGACAACUCCCAACUCAACGUGUCACUCCAGCGCCACCAUUUUCUCACACUGGAGUCGACUACGCUGGUCCAGUAUCAAUAAAAUCAUGGAAAGGUCGAGGAUCCAGGAUAUACAAGGGCUGGAUCUGUGUGUUUGUCUGUCUGACCACAUCAGCAGUUCACGUCGACCUUGUCAGCGACUACUCAUCAUCAGGAUUUAUAGCAGCUCUCCGACGGUUUAUUCACCGUCGAGGGAUAUGUACAGCACUCUACAGCGACUGUGGAACGACAUUCCAAGGCGCGUACUCGGAACUCAAGCGGCUCUUCACUCAAGGCACUCAAGAAUCUCAUGCUCUAGUCGAUUGGGCCACUGUGCAUCAAAUCACAUGGCAUUUCAAUCCUCCUGCUGCUCCCCAUAUGGGUGGUAAAUGGGAAGCCGCAGUGAAAUCGGUGAAACAUCACCUGACUCGCACACUCGGAGAAUCAGCCUUCACGUUUGAAGAACUUACGACUCUUUUAACGCAAGUGGAGGGGAUUUUGAACUCGAGACCAUUGGAGGCUCUAUCCGACGAUCCUCAGGAUCCUUCAUCGCUCACUCCAGGUCAUUUUCUCAUUGGGAGACCAAUCGUUGCGAUCCCUGAACCUUCACUCAUGGAUACAGAAGUAUCAAGACUCUCUCGCUGGCAGUUCAUUCAGCAACGUGUCCAGCAUUUCUGGAAUCACUGGUCCACCAGUUACAUUCAACGUCAUCUGGCUCGAACCAAGUAG
This is a messenger RNA of Microplitis mediator, 4464 nucleotides long. RefSeq lists its product as uncharacterized. The coding region runs from base 1 to 4464 and encodes 1487 amino acids. Gene Ontology annotation, molecular function: aspartic-type endopeptidase activity; nucleic acid binding. Lineage: Eukaryota; Metazoa; Arthropoda; Insecta; Hymenoptera; Braconidae. The transcript is spliced from 3 exons. Gene Ontology annotation, biological process: DNA integration; proteolysis. The record is from RefSeq and is a predicted model, not a curated record.